GUUAUUAAGAAAAUGGGGCAGUACCUGAAGAUGAAUAUAACCGUACCAGAAGAAUACAUACAGGGUUUUACACGAGCCAAUAAUACAUUCCUUUAUCAGUUAGUUUUUGAUCCUGUCAACAGAAAAUUAGUUCCUCUGAAUUCAUAUGGGGAUGAUAUUGAUCCAGAAACGCUGAUUUAUGCAGGGCGAUAUUUUGGUGAUGAUACUGCCUUUCAAAUUGCCAUUGGCAACAUUGAUAUUGAUACAAUGGAACAAAUUGAUAACUAUAACCCUGACACUGCACAGCCUGUACAGCAGAGAAGUUGUGGCUGGAAUGACAGACAUGCUAAUCAUGUAAAUAGCAUUUGGAGCAGAGAUUACAAGAUUGGCCCUCAUGCAGACACUGUGCCUCAUAAAAUGCAUUUACCAGAGAAACCAACAACCAAAGGCAUGGAGAAGAUAAUUAGUAUUAAAGGGCUAAAACUUCCAGGCAAAGAGCUCUUGGCAAAAAGGCCAAGGAGUGAUUUAGAAGAUAUCUCCGAUGGAGAUCUGUUGGACCAAUACUCAUUUUCAAAAACAAAGAAAUUCAAGAAGGAGCAUGAUGAUGGUCAAGCACAAAAGAGUGUUUCAGCAAUACAAAGCCUUGAUUCUUCAGGGAAUUCUGUCACUCAAGAAAGCUCUAACUCCCUGCCUAGAGUUAGAAAUAAAUUUGCUUCUUUUCUACAAAGGAAAAACAAGGAGAUGGAUGCUGUAAUUGUUCCAGGAACAAGAAGCAGGUUUUUCUGCAGUGAUGCAAUUAUGUUUGGUACAGCAAAGAAGGAUGACGGUGAUCUAACUCAAGAUGCUGAGCAAGAUUGCCAGCAACAGGAAGUUAAAUCUGUAGCAGAAGACGUUUCAAAAUUUCCAGAAACUGAAAAAUCAACAAGGACUAUCUUUACACCUUCUGGAGAAACACAAAAAAGUUGCUUCCAGUGGUUUAGCAGCCUCGUAAAUAAUUCAGGAAAUCCUGGUCCUUCUCCUACUGUAUCUUCACAGCAGUUUCACCAACAGAGACGCAACUGCCUGGUAUCCCAGGGAGAUCAGGUUAAUGAGGUGCAAACAGAGAGUGGGGUGGUAUGUGACGAAUCAGAGGAGGAAUCCUCCCCCUUAGCGGAACUGGAGCAGUCACCACAGUCUCAAAGGUCUUGUGAGCCGUCAAAAUGCACUCUGGGUUCUUCAAAAAUACCACAAGCGUCUACCAAGAGUUCAGAUGCAGAAGAAUCUGAUUCCAGUUCAAAACUGCCAGAUGAUCAAUGUACUUGGUCUGCUAUUCAAACUGACAGAAAAAAUAUAAACAUAAAGACCAAGGUUCCUGGUUUACGUAAAUCCAGUUGUGUAGGGUCGCGUAUUGUAACAAAGCUCAAGCCAUUGAUACCAGCUAAAGUGAGCGGAUUAAGCAGGAAACUGUCACCUGUGCAGAAGAGGAAUCACUGUGAUGCUGAAAAUAAGCUGGGACUACAAGCUGCAAUUAGUGAACUCCGGAAAAACUUCCAGUUUAAAAGAGAGUAUGAAAGACUUCCUUCUUGUAAAAAGUCAGAUCCAUUGUCUCCAAUCAAAGAUAACAUACAACUCACUCCAGAAACAGAAGAAGAAAUCUUUAAUCAUCUGGAAUGUAGCCAUGUUCAGAGAGCUAUAUUCCAAUGA
Molecule: messenger RNA, 1662 nt
Organism: Antrostomus carolinensis (chuck-will's-widow)
Lineage: Eukaryota; Metazoa; Chordata; Aves; Caprimulgiformes; Caprimulgidae
Gene: EXO1
Product: exonuclease 1
Exons: 8
Source: RefSeq, a predicted model, not a curated record